Molecule: messenger RNA, 1920 nt
Organism: Boleophthalmus pectinirostris (great blue-spotted mudskipper)
Lineage: Eukaryota; Metazoa; Chordata; Actinopteri; Gobiiformes; Gobiidae
Product: macoilin-1
Exons: 11
Coding region: 4-1893 (629 amino acids)
Biological process (GO): neuronal signal transduction
Cellular component (GO): rough endoplasmic reticulum membrane
Source: RefSeq, a predicted model, not a curated record
ACCAUGAAGAAACGCGCCAUGGACGCGAGCAGGCUGCGCAGGAUGAAGAAACUCCGACUCACCGACAAAUUAUCGGAGAGUGCCUACACUCUGGUGCGCCUGGUGCUCCUCUGGUGCCUGGUCCUCCUGGUGGACUUCUUGCUGGACUUCAGACUGGAGUAUCUGUGGCCCUGCUGGCUUUUCUUCUGCAGUGUCUACAGCACAUUCCACUGUCAUGGCCCGGUCCUGUGUGUCGCGUUCAUUUGCGCUGCCUUCACUCUGGACAUCUUCUGCCUGGUGUUUGUUCCUCUGCACUGGCUCUUCUUUGUGGCCAGCACCUAUGUUUUGUUCAACUACAUCUGGCACACAGAGAGGGGCCUGUGUGUGUCCUCCCUGUGGCUGUGGGUGCUCCUGCUCUACACUGAGGCGUCUCUGCGUCUCCGAGACCUCAAGUCAUCUCACGCCAACCUGUCUCACCUGUUUGCCGCGCACUGUAUUGGGUACCCGGUGGUGUACUUGGGCUUCGAUGCCACCUGUUACUUCUCCAGUGCGUUUAAGCUGCGAGUUCAGAGGACUGUGCAGAGUGACCCCAACCUCCACCUGACCCUGACCUCCGGCCUGCAGCUCUGCCCCAAAGGCCCCCCCGACGCCUCCAGUAAGUGGAAGGGGAAGCCCGACUGUGGACAGUACCAGUGUCCCACCGGCUUAGUGGUGUCCAGUGACCAGGCCCAUGUGGUGGACUGUCUGCAGAUCCGCUCAGAGGAACGCACAGAGCGCCCCCUACAGGAAGCUGUUAAAACUGAUUCAACCCGCCGUGUAUCUUCUUCUUCCAUUUCCUCCUGUCUACCCAAAUCCAGUGAAGCUCUCCACAGACCCACUGAGAACUGCCCCGAGAGCCUACCUCAGGAGGAGCAGGGGGGCAAAGGACACAAAGCGUCCAAGAACACCUCUCCCAAAGCCCGCAGAAGCAGUCACCACACGCCGUCACCACCAGGGGGAAGAGUGGACAAGAAACAGAGAGCCAAAACCAUCAGCCCCAAUCGCAACACUGCAGUAGCUCACAGUUUACACGCGGACCAGAUGAACAAGCUGGAGCAGGAUGUGAGGAGGCUAAAGGCUGAGCUUCAGUCCAGCCGACAGACGGAGCAGGAGCUAAAGAGCCACCUGUGUAACCUUAGCAACAGUGAGAGGAGCCUACGCCCAGAGCUGGACCUGCUCCGGGAGGCCAACAUGCUGCUGCACACCAAGCUGUUGUGUCUGGGUAAGACGAAGCAGAGGGACAAACAGACCAGUGCUCUCCUGGAGAAGAAGACGAGAGCUGAGACAGAGGCCAGACUGUCUGUGGAGAGACAGCUCAAUGAGCUACACGUCCAGAUGCAAGAGGAGGCAGCAGCUAGAAGCCUGAGCAGCACACAGGAGCACCCUGACAUCCACAUGCUGAGGAGGAGAGUGAGCGAGCUGGAGGUGCAGUACCAACAGCUGCAGAGAGAGGGCCACCUCACAGAUACACACCUGUCAGAGCUGCACAGGGACCUGGAGUCUCUGGGCCAGUGUGGCGCUGUGGAGCAGGGCACAGAGCUGCUCCUCUCCUCGCUCUCCGCUCUCCAGGACAAGGCCCACCAGCUGGAGCUCAGUCUGAGCGCAGAGACACGCAUCAAACUGGACCUGUUCUCUGCCCUGGGGGAUGCACGGAGACAGCUACAGAUCGCCCACGAUAAGUUGUUCCGACAGGAGAGAGAGGUGGAUGAGAUGAAGCGGCGAAUGGCAGAAGUGAUGGCUCUGAGCCCUGCCCCUCAUCCCACUCAUUGCCCCGCGCCCCGCCCUGCUGUGCCUCAGUACCUCAACAAGCUCCUGGCCUCCGAACGCUAUGCCCUCAACCCCCGAUCAUUGGUCUACCACUGUUUCAAGAAGUGACCCAGACCAGACCUCAAGCAGGACUGU